Eublepharis macularius is the source of this 1751-nucleotide messenger RNA. RefSeq names its product cytochrome P450 2J2-like. Gene Ontology annotation, cellular component: intracellular membrane-bounded organelle; cytoplasm. Gene Ontology annotation, molecular function: iron ion binding; oxidoreductase activity, acting on paired donors, with incorporation or reduction of molecular oxygen, reduced flavin or flavoprotein as one donor, and incorporation of one atom of oxygen; heme binding. The transcript is spliced from 9 exons. The coding region runs from base 1 to 1485 and encodes 494 amino acids. Gene Ontology annotation, biological process: xenobiotic metabolic process; arachidonate metabolic process. The record is from RefSeq and is a predicted model, not a curated record. NCBI's taxonomy places the organism in Eukaryota, Metazoa, Chordata, Lepidosauria, Squamata, Eublepharidae.
AUGUUGGGACUACAGGGAAUUCUGAUAGCCCUGCUGGCAUGCCUCCUAAUUCUGUUCUUUCGGAAACCGUUGGCUUCACAGAGGACCUACCCUCCUGGGCCUCUCGGGUUACCAAUCAUUGGAAGCAUUUGGAUGUUAGGCUUCGGGCUUUCCAAAGAUCUUCUCAUUAAGCUGGCAAAGAGAUAUGGAAAUAUUUUCACUGCAUGGCUGGGAUCUAAACCUGUCAUUGUACUCUCUGGAUUUGAGGCCAUGAAAGAAGGGCUGAUCAACCACUCCAAAGACUUUGCUGACCGGCCAGUGACGCCUCUCCUGAAAGCUGUAGGAAAAGAACGGGGUAUUAUACUGUCAAAUGGUCACACCUGGAAGCAACAGAGGAAGUUUGGCAUAGUUGCCAUGCGGAAGCUGGGACUGGGGAAGAAAGGCCUCGAGCACCAAAUACAACAGGAGGCCCAACAGCUUGUUGAGACUUUUGCAUCUGCAAAAGGGCAGCCAUUUGACCCUUCACUGCCCAUCACUACUUGCAUCUCCAAUGUGAUCUGUGCUGUGGCUUUUGGACACCGGUUUUCUCUUGAAGAUAAAGAAUUUCUCAAGCUGAUGGAAGCCAUUGACUACAUUUUAAAAUUUAUAGGUAGCAUCAGUCAUGCUCUGUAUGAAAUUUUCCCAUGGCUCAUGGAACGCCUCCCGGGGCCUCAGAAAAAGGUGCUUUCACACACAGAGACUAUACUUUCAUUUUCAAGGAAGGAGAUAGAAAAACGUAAGGAGCAUGAAGCUAUACAUGAGCCACAAGAUUUUGUUGAACUCUAUCUGUUUCAAAUGAAGAAAAGCAAGAAUGACCCUAACUCGACAUACAAUGAAGACAAUCUGACUCAGUGUAUUUUUGACCUCUUCAUCGCAGGAACAGAAACAACAUCCUUGACAUUGCAGUGGGCAUUGCUCCUCAUGGCAAAUCGACCAGACAUCCAAGAGAAAGUCUACAAGGAGAUGGAAGAGGUUUUGGGUUCCUCUCAAUCAUUCAACUAUCAAGAUCGGAAGAAGUUGCCCUAUACCAAUGCUGUGAUUCAUGAAAUCCAGCGUUUUAAAUAUAUCUUAAUAUUUGGGGUCCCCAGAGAAACUGCAAAUGAAGUGAACAUGCUGGGUUUUGUCAUUCCAAAGGGGGUCAUUGUUGUUCCGGACCUUCGUUCCGUUCUUCUGGAUCCUGAACACUGGGAGACACCUGAGGCAUUCAACCCAAAUCAUUUUUUGGACAAGGAUGGAAAUUUUGUGGAAAGAGAAGCAUUUCUUAUAUUUGGUGCAGGGGCCCGUGAGUGCCUGGGAGAACAACUGGCAAAGAUUGAGCUCUUCAUCUUCUUCAUCAACCUACUGAGGUCGUUCACUUUCCAGCUGCCAGAAGGAGUAAAACAGCUCAGCGAAGAACCUGUAGUUGGAGCAUCAUUGCCUCCCCAACCUUAUAAGCUCCGUGCUGUUCCCCGCUGCGGCACUUCAUAAAGUAUACCAAUUGGAAUGAUCCACUUGUUACUGUCAAUUUCUUCUUCAUUUCAUUCACGUCAUCCUAAUCCUGCUCUGACCUCCUCAGUUCAUUCUUUCCUUGAUUUUUCCUUGAGGAUCUUUCCUUGAGGAGGCAUUUUGACUGAUGCCGCCUCAAAAGGAAUUCUGGCAGAUCUGCAAUGCUGUUGAUUGCUAAACUUGUUCUAUUGCUUCACAAAUUAUCUUAUUUUUAGUUUGAUGUCUUCAAAUAAAUGCUCAACGCAGAA